AUGAUGAACACAUGCAUGUUCCCCUUCCAAUUUCCAAAACUCACCAAAGAGAAUUAUGAGAAUUGGUUUGUUAGAUUGAAAGCAUUACUGGGUUUGCAGAAUGCAUGGGAGAUUGUUGAAAAGGGUUUUGAGCAGCCUGAAGAUGAAGGAGCCUUGUCUCAAGCAAAAAAGGAUGCUUUACAAAAAGCUCAAAAGAAGGAUCAGCAAGCAUUAAUGUUGAUUCAUAUGUGUUUGGAUGAAGGCAUGUUCAAGAAGAUUUCGAGUGCAAUGACCGUGAAGCAAGCAUGGGAGAUUUUGCAGAAUUCUCUUAAAAGAGUUGAUAAGGUGAUAAAGUCACUCGAUGCAAAAUUUCAGUAUAUUAUUGUUGCUAUUGAGGAAUCAAAAGACAUAGAGACUAUGACGAUUGAUCAACUCAUGGGUUUUUUGCAAGCUCAUGAGGAAAGGAUGAAUGAAAAGGAGCCACAACCUCAAGCUUUUAUGUCAAAGCUUUCAUUGAAAGAAAAAGAUGAUGGUAGUGAAUCUGUCCAAGCAGGAAGAGGACGAGGCCGAGGACGUGGUCGAGGUCAUGGUAAUUAUCGUGGUCAUGGAAGAGGAAGGUUUGAUAAGGGCUCAUCCAACUUUGAACAAGCAGAUCAAAAGCAAGGUGCAAGAGGACAUGGCAGAGGCAAUUGGAACAAAAGAGGUGGAUCAAAAGCUAAUGUGCAGCGUUACAAUUAUGAGCAGAUGGGUCAUUAUGCUUUACAAUGUACAAAUGCACCUGCAGCUAUCAAAGAUGAAAGGGCUUAUUGUACAAAAGAUGAAGGAGAUGAAGAAUCUACUUUAUUAUUAACAUGCAAUGCAAAAGAAGAAAAAGAUCAAAAAGCAUGGUUUUUGGAUUCGGGUGCAAGCAAUCAUAUGACGGGCAAGAAGAAUUUAUUUGUCACUCUUGAUGAAUCUGUGAAAAGUAGCAUUUCUUUUGGUGAUAAUACCAAAGUAUCCAUUGAAGGGAGAGAUGACAUUCUUAUUCAAACAAAAAAUGGGGCACAUCAGUUCAUUUCCUAG
Molecule: messenger RNA, 1041 nt
Organism: Hevea brasiliensis (rubber tree)
Lineage: Eukaryota; Viridiplantae; Streptophyta; Magnoliopsida; Malpighiales; Euphorbiaceae
Exons: 2
Coding region: 1-1041 (346 amino acids)
Source: RefSeq, a predicted model, not a curated record